UGACACACCGGUGUCGAAACCUACCGACCCAGGACCAAAAUGGCCAAGAGUGGCAGCCCAGCCGCAACAACGACUGCUAUUGAGCAGUUCGAAGACGCACCCGAGAAGAAUAUGCUAGACCAGAAAGGUGACUAUGCUGGCGCUCUCGCCAAAACCAAUCCCAUUGAGAUCAAGCUCGUGCGAAAGCUGGACUAUAUGAUAAUGCCCUGCCUAUGUAUCAUGUACUUUCUGAACUACAUCGAUCGCAAUGCGAUCGCCCAAGCUCGUCUCAACGGCCUCGAAGACGACUUAGGAAUGUCCGGGUCUCAGUUCAACACAACAGUCUCUAUCCUCUUCGUCGGCUAUGUUCUCACUCAAGUCCCUAGUAAUAUGCUCAUCACUCGCAUCCGUCCCAGCAUCUACAUGAGCGCCUGGAUGCUGAUCUGGGCCGUCGUCAGCGGUUGCACUUCUCUCGUGCAAUCCUACGGUAGUCUCGUCGCGUGCAGAUUCCUGCUCGGCAUCACGGAGGCACCAUUCUACCCUGGUGCGACAUAUGUAUUGAGCAUCUUCUACACGCGCAAGGAGGUCGCGUCGAGAGUUGCAUGUCUUUAUUGUGCGCAGAUACUCGCCACGGGCUUCUCUGGUCUCAUCGCUGCCGGAGUGUUUGCUGGACUAGAUGGAAGAAGGGGCAUUGCCGGGUGGCGAUGGCUGUUUAUUGUUGAGGGCGCAAUCACGGCUUUCGUUGCGCUGUUCGGGUUCUUCAUUCUCCCGGAUACGCCGCUCACGACGAAGUGGCUGAAGCCAGCGGAACGUGAGCUUGCACAUGCGCGGAUGGAGAGGGACAGAGUUGGUGAUGAGGGCGAGUCGUCGACGCUGAAAGGGUUGAAACAGGCGUGCAAGGAUCCAAAGACUUGGCUGUUUUGUUUGAUGCAGAACUUGCAUCUUGCGGCGUGCUCAUUCAAUUCUUUCUUCCCCACUGUUGUGAAAACAUUGGGGUUCAAUACGACCGUCACGCUGGUACUCAGUUGCCCCCCUUUUCUUUUCGCUGGAGCGACUGGAAUCUUCUUCGGCUGGUCGUCUGGACGGUUUCACGAAAGAACAUGGCAUAUCACUGCAGGUCUAUCCAUGGCGAUUGUUGGAUUUGUAUGGGCUGCGGCAACCUUGAAUACCGCUGCAAGAUACGUUGCAUGCUUCGUGUUUGCUAUGGGAGCAUAUUCAGUCAAUUCUGUAAUCGUCGGCUGGGCAUCCUCGACACUGGGCCAAACAAAGGAAAAGAAAGCUGUUAUUUUAGCCAUGACAAAUGUUGGUGGACAGAUCGGGUAUAUUUACGGCGCUUACAUGUGGCCCAAGACAGACGAGCCUAGGUAUGCGUCUGGAUUUGGGGCUUCGGCAGGACUUGCACUAGGAUCAAUUGCUUGCGCAUGGUGGAUUCGUACUAUGUUGAUCAGAGAGAACCGUCGCUUAAUGGAGAUUGCGACACAUGAGCAUGUCAACAGUUAUGGGUACUAGGAGUAGCAUACGAGGAAAGCAGUUAGGAUUGAGAAAGAAAUAAAAAC
Pseudovirgaria hyperparasitica is the source of this 1535-nucleotide messenger RNA. RefSeq names its product MFS transporter. The transcript has 4 exons. The coding region runs from base 40 to 1488 and encodes 482 amino acids. Lineage: Eukaryota; Fungi; Ascomycota; Dothideomycetes; Acrospermales; Acrospermaceae. Gene Ontology annotation, cellular component: membrane. Gene Ontology annotation, biological process: transmembrane transport. The record is from RefSeq and is a predicted model, not a curated record. Gene Ontology annotation, molecular function: transmembrane transporter activity.